GGCGUUGGAACUUGGGAACAGUUGUGAAGAGGCUGCUGGCGCGGUGUGGCACCGCUGUAGGAUGUGAAAGAUGGCAAGUCCAGAUAGAAGUAAACGGAAGAUAUUAAAAGCAAAAAAAACAAUGCCUGCCAGUUGCCGGAAGCAAAGAGAGAUCCUCAAUAAGUCAAAGAAUGUUGAAGCACUGAAAACAGCAACAGUUGGGAAUAAUGUGUCAAGUGAUAAUCAGAAUUCAAGUAUUGGUGUCAUAAAUAACAAGUGUAGACAUUCUGAAAGUGAUGCUCCCUCGUUGGACUCUACCAAAAAUUCAAUAUGCUCGCAGAAAAGUAAUGUAGUUUCUCACAAUGUAGUAAAACCACUAGAAUUUGGUUUGGAAACAAGAUUGCAGUACAUUGAAGAACAAGUUGUAUGCCUUUACCAAAAGCCAAGCAAACCAAUAGAAUCUCACAGGAAACUGACUACACAAGAUGCAAAAGAUUCACAAAACACUUCUGAAAACCAUUUUGAAUAUCAGGCAAAUGUAACAAGAUCCUCUUUUGAACAGCACAAAGUGGAUUGUAAUCUGAAAUCCACUAGUGAUCCACGCAGUGUAUUGAGUGGUAUAGUUCAAAUGCCAGAGUCUACAGUAAUCAAUUCCUUGGAUGAUAAGAGAAUUGAUAAGAUGGUUUCCCAAUUACAAACACAUUAUAAAAGGCAAAAUGACAUAUUGACUGUAAGUUCAGACACCCAUUUUGUCCCUAUUGAUAAAACACAUAUGGUGGUGAAUUCAAUAAUUUCUAGUAACUGUACUGCUGACAGUUUGAAAGGUGAAGAAUCCUGUAGAGCCUGUCAUUCCAGCAUUUCAGAUUGUGAAAAUACAGACUCAACACGGCUGUCGUCACUUGACACAGAUAGGAGUAACAGCCAUAAUCAAAAGAAGAGGAUGUUUUCAGAAAACAAAGAAAAUGUUAAGCGCAUGAAAACUUCAGAGCAAAUUAAUGAAAAUAUUUGUGUAGCUCUGGAAAAGCAAACAGAAUUGGUGGAACAGGUCAGACAUUUGGUUCAACAGGAGAGCUAUAGUAUAAAUUACAAAUUAUUUGAUAACAAACUGAGAGAAUUGACCGAACGCAUUGGGAAGAUACAGUGCAGGAAUAAACAUGAAGCGAUAGCUGAUGAACUCAUCGCAAAAGUAGCAAAACUUCAAAGGCGUAUUACAAAGGUAUUAUCUCAAAGGAAUUGUUUGGAUCCAAACAUGUUACCCAGUAAUACAGACUGUAAGAUUGCAAAUUCAGAGACUUUAAAUUUGGAUAAGAAUCCAGAGUCCAUUAAUAGUCCAGAUAAAAGAAGGACUUCUGUGAACUCUGCACCUUCUAACCCUUCAGAAAAAGCAAGUGAAAAGAUUGAUUUGUCACAGGAUCAUGAUGAGGCUGUUUCUGAAAGUAACGAUGAUGUUAUAUUGAUUUCUGUGGAAAGCCCUAGUUUCACAACACCAAUUACAUCAAAUCUAACAGGUUCUGGAAAAGUUACAUCAGGAAAUUCUAAUAAUUCACCUAAUGCUGAUACUAAAGUUAUUAUGGCUGUCGAGAAAAAGAAACUUGAUUCUGUGAUUGAUCUGACAAAAGAAGGCCUAUCAAACUCCAACACAGAAAAUUCACUAUCCAUGCUGGAUUCACCUAUGAAAUCUGUUUCAAUCUCAAAAGAGACAACCGCAGUUGCACAAAAUGCAGCCCAGGUUCUUGAGUCCUUUGAGCAUCUGCCACCCCUCCCAGCACCACCACCACUACUGCCUGAACUGAUAGAAAAAAUUCGAGACACACUACCUCCCCAGAAGCCUGAGCUCAAAGUGAAACGGGUGCUGAGACCCAAGGGCAUUGCCCUGACUUGGAACAUCACCAAAAUCAAUCCCAAGUGUGCUCCAGUGGAAAGCUACCACCUUUUCCUGUGCCAUGAGAACCCUACUAAUAAGUUGAUUUGGAAGAAAAUUGGAGAAAUUAAAGCUUUACCACUCCCCAUGGCCUGUACUUUAUCACAAUUUUUAGCUUCCAACAAAUAUUAUUUUACUGUCCAAUCAAAGGACAUUUUUGGACGAUAUGGACCAUUUUGUGAUAUAAAAUCCAUCCCUGGGUUUUCUGAAACUCUUACCUAAAAGAACAGACUUUAAUAAUUAUAUAUUGUACCACAUUGUUUUGUUUUAUAUUUGUUUACAAUAUUAUUCUAACACUAUUCACUAUCUUACAGGGCCAAUUAAGAUUGUGAACCCUUUGUAUCGGGACAGUCAUCUUCCCUAUGUUGUAGUGGACUCUGUUGUCAUGAAUUUCUUACUCAGUAAGUACUUCCCAUGGAUAUAUUCCAAAAUAUGCACAGGAUCCAUGUUGCUAAGCUGUACUGUGUGUAAUACUUUUGAUCACUGUGGAGCUGCUGCUGCUAUCAGAAGCCUUAGGAUACAAGCAGCCACCUUUUUUUCCUAUUAAUAGUCAACUUUUGGUGAUCUGCUUGUUGUCAGUAUAAGUACAGGAAAAAUCAGCUCUUCACUGAGGACAGAUCAUCCCUUGGACGCAUCUCCACCAAGAUUUUAUGAAAAUAAAUGUCUUCCUGUUCUGUUCAAAUUCUAAGGGCUAUUUGUGUACCUACCUCCUUUUUUGUUGUCAUGAUAUCAA
Artibeus jamaicensis (Jamaican fruit-eating bat) is the source of this 2633-nucleotide messenger RNA. It is a transcript of the gene ATF7IP2, whose product is annotated as activating transcription factor 7 interacting protein 2. Gene Ontology annotation, cellular component: transcription regulator complex; nucleus. The record is from RefSeq and is a predicted model, not a curated record. The transcript is spliced from 11 exons. Gene Ontology annotation, biological process: regulation of DNA-templated transcription. Gene Ontology annotation, molecular function: transcription coregulator activity; protein binding. Bases 71 to 2122 code for a protein of 683 amino acids. NCBI's taxonomy places the organism in Eukaryota, Metazoa, Chordata, Mammalia, Chiroptera, Phyllostomidae.